CUGCUGCACUCUGAAAGAGGAUAGACUACAUUGCAGAAGACUCAAUUUAAAACACCACUUCUUUUUCUGCUUAUACUCCAGCUGAGCCUUGCAGAAGAGUGAAAAGUCAAGAAGAGAGGUCUUUUGCUUGCUGAGAACUGCUGUGAGAAGGUCAGGAUGGAAAACAAUGUCACACAGAUCUCCCGAGAGGACCUGGAAGACCUAAGGGGCGCUUUCAAUAAAAUUGAUAUUGAUAACAGUGGCUACGUAAGCGAUUUUGAACUGCAAGAGCUCUUUCGCGAGGCCAGCUUUCAUUUACCGGGAUACAAGGUUCGGGAGAUUGUGGAGAAAUUUAUUGCUGGUGAUACAAACAAGGAUGAGAAGAUCAGCUUUGAAGAGUUUGUUGCAAUAUUUCAGGAGCUAAGAAGUAAAGAAAUAAGAGAGACUUUCCGCAAGUGCAUCUCCAGGCGAGAUGGGAUUCGAUCAUUCGGUGGAACAUCAAAGAUCUCAAGUGAAGGAACACAGCACUCAUAUUCAGAUGAAGAAAAAGUGGCUUUCGUGAACUGGAUCAAUAAAGCCCUGGCAAAGGAUCCAGAUUGCGAGCAUCUCAUCCCGAUGAACCCGGAGACCGACAGUCUUUUCAAAUCUGUUAAAGAUGGAAUUUUUCUAUGCAAAAUGAUAAACCUCUCCCAGCCUGACACUAUAGACGAGCGGGUCAUCAACACAAAGAAACGCACGCCAUUCACCAUGACUGAGAAUUUGGUGUUGGCUCUCAACUCAGCUUCAGCUAUCGGCUGUACUGUAGUCAACAUCGACGCUCAGGACUUAAAGGCAGGAACUCCCCACCUGGUGCUCGGACUCCUCUGGCAAAUCAUAAAAAUUGGCCUGUUCGCUGAUAUUGAGAUCUCUCGUAAUGAAGCUCUCAUUGCUUUGCUGGAUGAGUCAGAAGACCUGGACCACCUGAUGUCAAUGUCCCCCGAGGACAUUUUGCUGCGGUGGGUCAACUAUCAUCUCAGAGCGGCUGGCUGGCAACCAAUCAGGAACUUCAGUGAAGAUAUCAAAGACUCCAGGGCGUAUUUCCACUUGCUGGGACAGAUCUCACCGAAAGGAGGAGGGUUUGAUGAGAUGAGGAUUGACAUUGACAUGUCUGGUCUGAAUGAGUGUGAUGAUGAAAGGAGAGCAGAGCUCAUGUUGAAGCAAGCGGAUCGUCUGGACUGCAGACAGUUUGUCACUCCCCACGAUGUUGUUGCAGGAAACCAUAAGCUCAACAUGGCCUUUGUGGCCAAUCUUUUCAACAUGUACCCGGCCUUGAACAGACCCGCCAGCAAUGGCAUUGAUUAUGCUAUUGAGGGGGAAACAAGAGAAGACAAAACUUUCAGAAAUUGGAUGAAUUCACUAGGUGUGACUCCAUUUGUCAAUCACUUGUACAGUGAUCUGCACGAUGCUCUGAUCAUUCUUCAGUUAUAUGAGAGGAUCCAGGUACCUGUUAACUGGGCUAGAGUCAACAAACAGCCCUAUCCAAUUCUGGGCUCCAACAUGAAGAAGCUUGAGAAUUGUAAUUAUGCAGUGCAGCUGGGGAAAAAGGAAGCAAAGUUUUCCUUAGUAGGAAUUGGAGGAGAAAAUAUCAAUGAGGGAAGUCCCAUGCACACGCUUGCAUUAGUCUGGCAACUGAUGAGAAGAUACACACUGAAGGUUCUGUCUGACAUUGGUGAAGGAGAAAUAGUCAGUGAUCAAAUCAUUAUUAACUGGGUGAACAACACAUUGCAACAGGGACAGAAAGAUUCAAGCAUUAACAGCUUCAAGGACAAAUCAAUCAGCACCAGCUUGCCAGUGAUCGAUCUGAUCGACACCAUCAUGCCCAAAGCCAUCAAAUACGAGAUGGUGAAAAGUGGUGACAUGACCACAGAGGACAAGCUAAACAAUGCAAAAUACGCAAUCUCUGUGGCGCGAAAAAUCGGAGCCAAGGUGUAUGCCCUGCCCGACGACCUUGUGGAGGUCAACCCUAAGAUGGUGAUGACAGUGUUUGCAUGCCUUAUGGGAAGAAGCUUGAAAAAAGUGGACCGCUGACCUUUCUUGAAGGACGUUGCACAAUGCGUGUUAUUGCACUUUUUCUUCUCUGCACUUUCCGUCUCCAUCACACCCAUUUUGCGUCUCCUAAACUCAUUUUCUUUUCUUUCAAUGUUUCUUUAGGCCUUCGAUGAAUUUACAAUGCGUUCAUUUGAGCAUUUUCUUAAUGGCACAAUGAAUAUGUUAAUCAUUUCAUUUCUGCUGACUGAGAUAGCUACUGCAUGGAGACGUCCCGUACGAUUAUUUAAAAACAUUCUUCAUUGCUUUAAUAACUGUGAAUCCUUGUAAAUGGUUUUAAUUUCCAUCGACUCAUUAAAGUGAUUAUAUAAAUCGGAGCCAGAUUGUAAAUAGUUGUAUAUUUUUACAUUACAUAAAUAAAGGUGCCCAGAAGAAAUA
Triplophysa dalaica is the source of this 2442-nucleotide messenger RNA. RefSeq names its product plastin 1 (I isoform) (gene pls1). NCBI's taxonomy places the organism in Eukaryota, Metazoa, Chordata, Actinopteri, Cypriniformes, Nemacheilidae. Gene Ontology annotation, cellular component: actin filament bundle; cytoplasm; actin filament. The record is from RefSeq and is a predicted model, not a curated record. The coding region runs from base 157 to 2046 and encodes 629 amino acids. Gene Ontology annotation, molecular function: calcium ion binding; actin filament binding. The transcript is spliced from 16 exons. Gene Ontology annotation, biological process: actin filament bundle assembly; actin filament network formation.